Messenger RNA from Pseudovirgaria hyperparasitica, 2082 nucleotides. RefSeq names its product pantothenate kinase-like protein. Gene Ontology annotation, cellular component: nucleus; cytosol. The transcript is spliced from 3 exons. Gene Ontology annotation, biological process: coenzyme A biosynthetic process. Lineage: Eukaryota; Fungi; Ascomycota; Dothideomycetes; Acrospermales; Acrospermaceae. The coding region runs from base 375 to 1844 and encodes 489 amino acids. The record is from RefSeq and is a predicted model, not a curated record. Gene Ontology annotation, molecular function: ATP binding; pantothenate kinase activity.
GCUGGCUGUCUGUAUUAAAGCCGAUUUGUAUUCAGAAUGAUUACUGUUGAAUAGAAGCACUCUAGGAGUAGAAUAUAAACUUCGGGCAUAAUGCAGGGCGGGCCGGAGCACCCCUGGAAGCUUGCACCGAAGGGGGAAGAGCCGAGCUCCAAACGCGACAACAACCUCGCUCAUCUUCGGCGCUCGAGUUCGGGGAUGUGGAACAUGGAAUCAGUAUACUCAAAUGUUCUGCGCUUUUCUCAGUACGCGUCAACAAAACCAAUCGCAAUGGCGCCGCCCUCGGUCUCCAUCUCUCAACAUCCUCUAACAUUUCACUUUUCAUCUUCCAAAGAUCACAGCUUGUUUGCUCGCGUGCCCAAGCUUGAAUCCCCGCCAUGACCCGUCCGGCACUAGACGGCAUCGCCGCCGCGCAGGUCCCACACUCCUCCAAAGACACGAAAGUUGAAUUCAAUGUCGCUGAGAUGAGCUUACAACCCAGUCCUCCAAGACCGACCGACUUUCAGCGCUCGUAUUCCUUCUCCGGCCAGAAAGAUCGACCAAAAAGUGAACGAAGACCCACCAUGGUCGGUGAUGUCGAGGAAAAGAUGAUACGACCAGGCCAGAUCCGGAUCAAUUUAAAAGGCGCAUACAUUGUCGAUGACGAAGGCUCAGGGACUCCAAGCGCAAGCAGCGAGGAAGGCAGCGCGAUGGAAGUAGAGACCAAAGACAUCAGAUUGCCCAAUCACUUAGGAGGUGUGAGCCAUAUCGCUGUCGAUAUCGGCGGCUCACUUGCAAAGCUCGUAUACUUCUCCCAUGAACCCCAUGAAGAACUUGGCGGACGCCUCUCCUUCCUCAAAUUCGAAACCGAUCGCAUAGACGACUGCAUAGACUAUAUGCGCACACUUCAAGAACAACAUCAAGCUGUGACUGGAAAGAAGGACGACCUCUGCGUUAUGGCAACUGGUGGUGGUGCUUUCAAGUUCUAUGACAAGAUACGACAAGCUCUGGACGUGGAAGUGCAGCGAGAAGAUGAGAUGGAAUGCUUGAUCAUCGGACUGGACUUCUUCAUCACCGAAAUCCCGAAUGAGGUCUUCACUCAUAGCGACGAUGAUCCCAUGCAGUUUGUCGAGCCAAAGGCGGAUAUUUAUCCCUACCUUCUUGUCAACAUUGGUUCCGGUGUUUCAAUGGUCAAGGUUUCUGGUCCACGGCAAUACGAGCGUGUAGGUGGCACAUCUCUAGGAGGCGGGACACUAUGGGGCCUACUGUCCUUGUUGACCGGCGCGCGCAACUUUGGCGAGAUGUUGGCAUUGGCUGAAAAUGGCGACAACACUGCUGUCGAUAUGCUUGUUGGCGAUAUCUACGGCAUGAACUACGGCAAAAUUGGUCUGAAGAGCACGCACAUUGCUAGCAGCUUUGGCAAAGUUUAUAAAAUGAAAAGAGAAGCGGAGAGAGAAGCAGAAGACAACGGGGGUCUCGCAAAUGGUGACGAGGAGCAUAACGAUUUGUUAGACGGGGUUUUGCACCGGAGAGAAAGUCGCUCGUUCAAACCAGAGGAUGUUAGCAGAAGUCUGCUUUAUGCAGUCAGUAACAAUAUUGGUCAAAUCGCCUACCUUCACGCAGAGAAGCACAACCUUGAGCGGAUUUAUUUCGGUGGCUCAUUCAUCGGCGGAUAUGCACAGACCAUGAACACUCUUUCGUAUGCAAUCGAUUUCUGGUCCAAAGGUACCAAACAAGCAUACUUUUUGCGACAUGAAGGCUAUCUUGGCUCAGUUGGCGCGUUCUUGAAGAGGCAGCCGAAGAACUGGGGCCGUCGAAAUAGUCUAGAACAAAUGCGCCCAUUAUACAGGAGUCAUUCGAAAGAUUGAGAAGUCUCUCGGUUAUCUCAGAAUACACGACAGAGAAGUAGCAUCGGGCGGCGCGAUUGGAGUUUAUGGUGCCCAAUGACUACACAUACAGUUAUAGUAGCCAUUCAUUAUUUGUAGCAUAUACUGGCUUAGAUGAUAUCCCCUGGCAGUACUCUGGGGCCGUAGAUAUAGAAGCUCCUUUCUAUGACAAGCUUGCACAAAAAGUUGUCCAAUAUUAGAUUAGGCUUGAUUAUGCCAC